Molecule: messenger RNA, 1532 nt
Organism: Ectocarpus siliculosus
Lineage: Eukaryota; Phaeophyceae; Ectocarpales; Ectocarpaceae
Source: the annotation of a GenBank genome assembly
CGCACACACUUUGGACACACACACACCUUUUCCUGUGCUUCGCUUCCUUUUGCCCCCCGACACAAAUCUACCCAGCAGACACCAUGACUUCCCGCGAUGACCUCGUGUACAUGGCCAAGCUCGCCGAGCAGGCAGAACGUUUCGAUGAGAUGGUGGACCACAUGAAGGCCGUCGCCCAGCAGCCGAAGGAGCUGUCCGUGGAAGAGCGCAACCUUCUCUCCGUUGCCUACAAGAACGUCAUCGGCUCCCGCCGUGCAUCGUGGAGGGUGAUCAGCUCCAUCGAGGGCAAGGACACCGUGAGCGACCAGUUGCCGCUCAUCCGCGACUACAAGUCCAAGAUCGAGACGGAGUUGACCGACAUCUGCGACGACAUCCUCAAGAUCAUCGAGGCCGAGCUGAUCCCCAACUCCACCUCCGAGGAGGGCAAGGUCUUCUACUACAAGAUGAAGGGCGACUACCACCGGUAUCUGGCCGAGUUCCAGUCUGCGGAGGACCGCAAGGCGAGCGCCUCGGACGCACUCGACGCGUACAAGUCUGCCUCGGACUUGGCAAACCAGGACCUGCCCCCCACGCACCCCAUCCGUCUUGGACUCGCCCUCAACUUCUCCGUCUUCUACUACGAGAUCCUCAACUCCCCGGAGCGCGCGUGCAACUUGGCCAAGGCUGCGUUCGACGAUGCGAUUGCGGAGCUCGACACUCUCUCCGAGGAGUCGUACAAAGACUCGACCCUCAUCAUGCAGCUUCUGCGGGACAACCUUACCCUCUGGACAUCAGACCAGGGAGAGGCAGAAGAGGCACCGGGGAACGCGGACGGCACCGUUGUUGAGGACCUCUAGUCACACUCCUCUCUUUUUCAUAUCCGAUCAUAUACGAUGAUGCCUUCUCGGACCCGUUGUUGAUGUUCCUAGUCGUAUCUUGUCGUGUGCAGCCAAACGGGUUUGUUUUGCGCCCGCCGGUGUACUAGCGAGGGGGUUGUAUUGCAGUAGGCCGGGAAUUUGGUACAGGAACGCCGCCGUUUUUCAGCUCUCCCUGCAACGCGACCGUAAGUUUUGUCGCGGUUUGUCAUGCUCGAAGGAGUCGAGGACUCGUUUUGAAAAGGACGGAACGGUGUGUGGUUCUUUUAUCUUGUCGUACAAUCGUUUAGUCUCAUUUACUAGGGUUUUGUUUUGGGGGGGAGCACUUUUUUUUUCCAGUGGGGAGGAGGUGUUGAACGGGGCUUUGUAAAGAGGACCAACUGCCGUAACGGGAGGGGAAUGAUUUGAUUGGCGUCAAUUUUUGCCUCAACUUUCGGACAGGAUAUUGAACAAGCACCUGCCGGAAUUCCUUGAGGGUGUACGUAGAGAUGGGAAGAACAGGAGAUACUCGAAGUGCCACUUGAGGGUGAUGGCAUCGGGGUAAUUGUCAGAGAUGGAGCAAGAAGAGCCACGACUAUCGGGAAAAAAGUUUCUUCCUAUUAUCUACAUUAGUCACUUAAGUCACGUUAGCGAACAUCCUAUUACUUGGUACAUGAGGUGCCGCCUGUUGUGGACCUC